This is a messenger RNA of Panicum virgatum (switchgrass), 1528 nucleotides long. Its product is annotated as putative WUSCHEL-related homeobox 2. Gene Ontology annotation, molecular function: DNA-binding transcription factor activity; DNA binding. Lineage: Eukaryota; Viridiplantae; Streptophyta; Magnoliopsida; Poales; Poaceae. The record is from RefSeq and is a predicted model, not a curated record. The transcript is spliced from 2 exons. Gene Ontology annotation, biological process: plant organ development. Bases 272 to 1069 code for a protein of 265 amino acids.
UAUGCUUCGUUCGUUUCAUCCUCUUCCUCAGUCCUCAACAAACUCUCUCCACCCGCCGAUCUGCUUCUUCUCCUCCCGCCGAUCUGCUUCUUCUCCUCCCUCUUAGUACCCCUUUUGUCUCUCCACGCCCAGCCAACCAACAACCAACCACGAGCUUAACAGCAACAAGCCAAACUGAUCGAUCACACCGGCCAAUAGUCAAAGCCACAGCAAGAUUCCUAGUAUAGUAGCUAGAGAGCCUAGUACGUAGUUGGCUAGAGUAGACGACGACAUGCCGUCGCAGCAGGACCAGCCGCAGGAGCCGGUGGUGGCGGGGUCGACGCGGUGGUGCCCGACGCCGGAGCAGCUGAUGAUCCUGGAGGAGAUGUACCGAGGCGGCCUGCGCACGCCCAGCUCGUCGCAGAUCCAGCAGAUCACGGCGCACCUCGCCUGCUACGGCCGCAUCGAGGGCAAGAACGUCUUCUACUGGUUCCAGAACCACAAGGCCCGGGACCGCCAGAAGCUCCGCCGCAGGCUCUGCAUGAGCCACCACCUCCUCUCCUGCGCGCAGUACUACGCGGCGGCGCACCACGGCCACGGCCACGGCUUCCUCGCCGCGCCGCCGGCCGCGCCCUACGGCUGCAGCGUCUUCGACCAGGCUGCCGCCGGCCAGCUGCUCUCCCCGACGUCGCCCACCCCAGCCGCUGCGGCGGCGGCGGCGGCGGCGGCGGCGGCGGCUGCAGCCUACGGUUACUACUACCCCGCCACGGCGGCCUUCUCUGCGGCUGCUCCAGCGAGAAGAUGCGCCGGCGCCGCCACUCCCCCGUCGCCCACCCAACUAUUCCACUAUCAGCAGGCCGGAGGCGAAGGUAUCGCGCCGGUGGAGGCGAUCGGCCGGCCGGAGUACACGCUGGGGAAGCUGGACAACUUCGGCGUGGCGCUUGAUGAAGUGGUGAGCUCCGCCGCCGCCGUCGACAUGGGGCUGCCGGGGUUCGAGGUGGCGCCGCCGGUGGCGGCCUUCUGCCGCCCGCUCAAGACGCUGGACCUCUUCCCCGGCGGGCUUAAGGAAGAGCAGCACGACGUGGCCUGAUCAAGCAUUAGCUGCGGCGAUCAAGCUAGCUAGCGACCUUACUCGACAUAAUUAAUCUGUCAUGUCAUGCAGUAGUACACUGACAUGAUCUUCUUCAUUAGUACUAUAUUAGCCGUCUCUAUCUCCAUAUAGCUAUGUCGUCGUCGUCGUCUUCUUCAUUAUUUCUUUUGCGUUUGAUUAGAGAGGAUGUACUUAGAGAUUAGUGCACGUCUACUGGACUGGAUAGUAGCCGGGCUAGAGUAGAAGAGGCCGGGAUAUGAUGUGCAUUGAUUGCUUAGUGAGUUAUGGAAUGAAACCGUACGUACGUGUGUAGCUAGGCAUGCAGAAAGCCAGUAUGAGAUGUUGCAGCUUGUGGAGCUUUCAGCAUGGUAGCUCGCGAGGCUUUGCAGAGCUCAUUAACUGGUGGGAGAUGGAGAUCAAGUGUAUGGUGAAAUGGAAUGUUCCUUGUCAUGAUGGUCC